This is a messenger RNA of Aureobasidium pullulans EXF-150, 2219 nucleotides long. RefSeq names its product beta subunit of 3-methylcrotonyl-CoA carboxylase. The coding region runs from base 67 to 1794 and encodes 575 amino acids. Gene Ontology annotation, cellular component: mitochondrion; methylcrotonoyl-CoA carboxylase complex. The record is from RefSeq and is a predicted model, not a curated record. NCBI's taxonomy places the organism in Eukaryota, Fungi, Ascomycota, Dothideomycetes, Dothideales, Saccotheciaceae. Gene Ontology annotation, biological process: L-leucine catabolic process. The transcript has 4 exons. Gene Ontology annotation, molecular function: methylcrotonoyl-CoA carboxylase activity.
ACUCGGCCACCUGUGUGGACAUGAUAAUAAUCGCCCAUCUCCAAAGGUGAUGUAACUGUAUACACUAUGAUUACAGCUGUGCCGGCCCGAUGGCUGCGCGCCUCAACUCUUCAAUCACCUUUGCUUCGAAACAGAACUCUUCAACAGCCACUUCAAACAUCUACCUCAAGAACAUGUCUCGGAGCCAGGACAGCAGCGACAUACACAUCUCGCCAUCAGGCUGCUCAGAUCUCAGUGAUACAAACAGCUGUUGACACAAAUUCGACAAGCUAUGUCGACAACAAGAAGUCAAUGCAAGAGCUUCUCGACAAGUUCGCUACUCUACACCGUGACGCUGCAGUAGGAGGAUCUGCAUCAUCACGCGAGAAACAUAUCGCCAGGGGAAAGAUGUUGGUACGAGAUCGCAUCACUGCCCUGGUUGACCCUGGUACUUCCUUCCUCGAAUUAUCUGCUCUGGCUGGCCAUGAGGUAUAUCCUGGAGAAGAAGUUCCAGCUGGAGGUAUUGUGACGGGAAUUGGCACAGUCGAAGGCACCAUGUGCAUGAUCGUUGCCAAUGACAGCACUGUGAAGGGAGGCACAUACUACCCCGUCACAGUCAAGAAGCAUCUCAGAGCACAGGAAAUCGCUCAACAGAACCGUUUGCCGUGUAUUUACCUUGUCGACAGUGGAGGUGCCAAUCUUCCUCACCAAGCCGAUGUCUUCCCUGACCGCGAUCAUUUCGGUCGAAUCUUCUACAACCAAGCCAACAUGUCAUCUAUGGGCAUUCCACAACUUUCCGUCGUCAUGGGCCCUUGCACAGCUGGAGGAGCAUAUGUUCCUUCCAUGAGUGAUGAGAGCAUCAUCGUCCAAGAACAGGGCCAUAUCUUCCUCGCUGGUCCACCUCUAGUCAAGGCUGCCACUGGAGAAGUGGUCAGCGCAGAAGAUCUGGGGGGUGGUAGACUUCACAGCGAGACCAGUGGCGUAACAGACUACCUCGCCGUUGACGAUGCACAUGCCCUCGUGCUAGCCCGUCGUUGUGUCGCCAACCUCAACUAUCCUCCUUCAGUACACAAACCGGAGCCUUGGAAAGAACCCCUUUACGACCCUGCCGAGCUGGAUGGCAUCAUGGGCACGAACCUGAAGACACAAGUCGACGUCCACGAAGUCAUCGCCCGCAUUGUCGACGGCAGCGAAUUCGCAGAGUUCAAGCCUCUAUACGGCAGCACAUUGGUCACAGGCUUUGGUCGCAUCCAAGGUCACCAAGUCGGCUUCGUCGCCAACAACGGCAUCCUCUUCUCCGAAUCAUCACUCAAGGGCGCACACUUCGUCCAACUAUGCAACAAACGCCGCAUCCCCCUCGUCUUCCUCCAAAACAUCUCCGGCUUCAUGGUCGGCCGCGAUGCAGAAAAGGGCGGCAUUGCAAAGAAUGGCGCUAAGCUCGUGACAGCCGUUGCUUGUGCCGAUGUGCCAAAGUUUACUGUCGUCUUUGGUAGCUCAGCAGGAGCAGGCAACUAUGGCAUGUGCGGUCGCGCAUACUCCCCACGAUUCCUCUGGGCCUGGCCCACAGCCAAAACCAGCGUCAUGGGCGCCGAACAACUCUCCUCAGUCAUGGAAGCCGUGGGCAAGAAAGUCGACCCCAAACUUCGCGAUCGCAUCGAACGCGAGAGUGAGUCCACAUUCGCAACAGCCAGACUCUGGGACGAUGGAAUCAUUCCUCCGUCGCAUACGAGAAGAGUGCUUGCUAUGGGAUUGCAGGCUGCUAUGUCCGGUAGCACCGAGGACAAGAAGACGGAAUGGGGUGUGUUUAGGAUGUAGUUUAGUCGCUAUAUUCUAAUGAAUCACUCUUCUGAUCAUGCUGGCUUGGUAAAUUGUACCAGAACUCAGCUCUCAGCUGGGCGAGACAUCUCAUGAAACAGCUGUCAAAAGGCACAAUAUUUUUGGGAGCCAUGUAGUUGUCCAAAGAGAUCAAGAAGAAGAGCUGCUCUCAAUGGACAAAUACCCAAUCAUCAAAAGUAUCCUGCCUUUUUACAGCGAGGUUAGAAGGCUUACAGGGGAGCUGGAGUUCGGGGACCGGGUCAAUCCGUCCACAUCAUGUGAAUGUCUCCCAUCAUAUAUCACUCGCAAGAUGAUCGUUCACAUGCGUCUUCUCAAGUAACAAGCGAUCAUGAAAUGAUGGAGGGAAAGCACAAUCACUUAUUUCAAUUUGUUCAAGGGGCAGAAGUAAUUUCAAUUUGAUAGAG